CUUCGUGCCAGGAAAGGCGCGCCGCUCUGUCACUUCCUGCGGCGCGCUGGCGUCGUCUCCUCCUCCUCCUCCUCCUCCUCUUCGCCUUCUUGGAUUCAUUGCCGGCGUCCCUCAGCCUCGGAGUCGCCUCGGAGAAGGGACGGAGGCCUGAGGGGAGAAGUCGGGCCCGGCGAAGCGGGUGAGGCCCUCAGCAGCUUCUCCUCACGAGAGAACUCAGAGAGAACUGGGACUCCUCCUUCUCCUCAGAGAGAAGUGGGCCUCCUCCUCCUCCUUCUGCUCCCUCCUCCGCUCUGCGGUGAUCGAAGCGAUGCCCGUGAAGAAGAAGCGCAAAUCUUCGGGGCAGGCGGGCGACGAGGCCGGCCUCAAGAAAUGUAAAAUCACCAGCUACUGCAGGUCACAAGCUUCUAGUAAAGUGAUAAGUGGUGAGGAGCAUUUUUCAAGGAAGAAGUGCCUGGCGUGGUUUUAUGAAUAUACAGGUGAGGAUGAAGUAGUUGGACCUGAGGGAAUGGAGAAAUUCUGUGAAGAUAUUGGAGUCGAACCUGAAAAUAUUAUUAUGCUAGUUUUAGCCUGGAAACUGGAGGCUGAAAGCAUGGGAUUCUUUACAAAGGAAGAAUGGUUAAAGGGGAUGACCUCAUUACAAUGUGACUGUACAGAAAAACUGCAGAGUAAAUUUGAUUUUUUGCGGUCACAACUGAAUGACAUUUCAACGUUUAAGAAUAUCUACAGAUAUGCAUUUGAUUUUGCAAGGGAUAAAGACCAGAGAAGUCUUGAUAUUGACACUGCAAAAUCUAUGUUAGCACUUCUACUUGGAAGAACGUGGCCAUUGUUUUCAGUAUUUUACCAAUACUUGGAGCAGUCAAAAUACAGAGUAAUUAACAAAGAUCAGUGGUACAAUGUGUUAGAAUUCAGCAGAACUGUCCAUGCAGAUCUUAGCAACUACGAUGAAGAUGGGGCGUGGCCUGUUCUUCUUGAUGAAUUUGUGGAAUGGCAAAAGGUUCGUCAAGCAUCAUAGCAAGAGCAGCUCUGAAGAAACUACUUGAUCUUGUGAUGCCUACGCUUACAAAAACUGAGUCAAAAUCAAGGGUUGCAUUUACAUCGUUAUGAACUUUAAUAAUUUUUUUCCUUUUAUUUUUAAAGGAAGUCUCAUUACACAUCAAAUGGGCAUUGAACCACAUCUCUUCUAAGACAGAAAAUUUGCGGAUUUUGUCUUAAGAUUCUAUCAUUUCAGAAUAAUAAAAAAUCAGAUUUGUAACAGUCUUAAAAGUGAAGGAUAUCCCUUGAAUAUGAUGGUGGUCUCUAGACACAAAAACCAAAACAUUGUGGAGCGCAUCAGAAGUACCGCAUCUGAAUGGCUGAAUGCUGGAAAUGUAUUAGAAUUGUAGUAGUAUAUGAAUCUGGUAUGGUAGUUUUAAUGGAAUGAUUGUAUUUACGAAGAAUGAUUAACAUUAAGCCUUGGCUGGUAUUCUAUUAAUACCUACCAUCAUUUGUGCCAUAGUUUGCAGCUUCAGGUGGAGGCUUGGCCUUAAUAUUAAUUUUGCUACACUUCCCAUUCAAUGUUUUAUUUUCUGGUAGAAUAUAAAAAAUUGUCUACUCUUGAACUUUUAAAAGUGGCCUAAAUAUUAAAAGGGAAGUAAUUUUAGUGUUUGUAAUGUGUCCUAGACUGAGAACAUUUGAGUAUUAUUCCCCACUUCCUCUCCAAAUUUCAGGAGCUGUUUUUUGUUUUGUUUUUUAAUUCCCCAAUUCCAGGUCCCUGCAUGUCACCCUGGAACUAAAGAAAAGUCAUACUACUUUUACAUGAUCUGUUGCCAUAUAGCAAAAACAUGAAGUGGUGGAAUUGUUGCUAAAAGCAUCAAGAAUCAGGGCAGAUACAGAACGAGGAGGUGCUUAACAAUUGUUUUAUUUUGUUACUUUAGCAUCAUCAAGUAUUGAGUCUUGCAACACACUAAAAAAACCCAACAUGCUACUUUCAUGUGUCUUAAAUGUGCCCAUACACAGGAUUAGCCAUAUAUAGAAGUUUUGAAAUCAACUUUGUGACAUGUGAAGAUAUUAAAUUCAGUAAAAAAAAAUGGCAGUGUU
Molecule: messenger RNA, 2076 nt
Organism: Anolis sagrei ordinatus
Lineage: Eukaryota; Metazoa; Chordata; Lepidosauria; Squamata; Anolidae
Gene: DCUN1D5
Product: defective in cullin neddylation 1 domain containing 5
Biological process (GO): protein neddylation
Cellular component (GO): ubiquitin ligase complex
Molecular function (GO): cullin family protein binding; ubiquitin conjugating enzyme binding; ubiquitin-like protein binding
Source: RefSeq, a predicted model, not a curated record